Messenger RNA from Aspergillus mulundensis, 1515 nucleotides. RefSeq names its product histone methyltransferase DOT1 (gene dot1). The coding region runs from base 1 to 1515 and encodes 504 amino acids. Gene Ontology annotation, cellular component: nucleus; nucleosome. The transcript is spliced from 2 exons. Gene Ontology annotation, biological process: DNA damage checkpoint signaling; DNA repair; regulation of transcription regulatory region DNA binding. Lineage: Eukaryota; Fungi; Ascomycota; Eurotiomycetes; Eurotiales; Aspergillaceae. Gene Ontology annotation, molecular function: histone binding; histone H3K79 methyltransferase activity. The record is from RefSeq and is a predicted model, not a curated record.
AUGGUGUUUGAGAACCUGCCAAAAGCUCCAGGAGGCUUCACUCUCCAGGUAAAGAAGCCUCAGAUUCGCAAAGUCGUUCAGACCAUCUCUGCUCCCCCCUCGCGGUCGCCAUCCCAAACCGUAAACAGAGCGACGCCUCGGACUGUUCCCGCCGAGCGUCGAGAGAAGACUCAGGAGACCGUCAGGCCGUCAGUCUCGGGGGGAAGAGACCAUGCGUCAGCAAAGCGACGGUUAACUCCCUUACGGGACCGAAAACGCCCGACUCCAGAGCAGCGGCUGUCCAGUGAUAAUGACGACGAUGGAAGUGACACUGACACCUCCCUCGAAUUACGGAAACGCGCGAGAACAGGUGAAAGCGCAGAACCAGAUUAUACAAGGCGACUGCGGUCAGUCCAGGCAUUUUCUGGGGACGAGGCUAGACAGCUUCGAUUUGUACACGCGGCGGAAAUCACGUCUGAGCAAAAGCUAGGAAAGUUUAAGCCAGCGUUUGAGAAUACGAGCCAGACAUCGGAGAUACUUUUGCAGUAUCCCAGUGCGACGCCGAAAGAAAGAUACGAAGUCGUGGUACCACGCGACAACGACGAGUUUAAACCCCUCGAUGAUAUUGUGCAAGUUAUCGACACGGUAUCGCAAGCAUAUAUACCCGAAGACGAACUGGACGAGUUUAACAACGAGACGACGGGGAUCAAGCGAAGAUUACGGCGAGCGCUGGCGCGAGGAUCCGAGCCUGAGUUUCGCGAGGCUGUUACGGAAUACAACACGGCGAUCAAACGGCUUCGACAAAGUGGUAGUAUCGCGAAGAAACUGGACAAUACCUAUCGGCUUAGUCUCACUCACGUGGAGCGAAUCUUAACGCAAAUAUACUCCCGGACGGUGUCACCGGAAGUGGAGUCUCUUCGGCAAUAUGAAAACGGAACGGACAAUGUUUACGGGGAACUUCUCCCUCGAUUUAUAAGCACGAUAUUCAAAGAAACCGGGCUGAAGUCAAAUCAAGUCUUCGUCGAUCUCGGAUCCGGUGUCGGAAAUGUGGUCCUUCAGGCAGCAUUGGAAGUGGGAUGUGAGAGCUGGGGCUGUGAGACGAUGGAAAACGCCUGUCGCCUCGCACGGCUUCAACAGACGGAAUUUAAGGCUCGGUGUCGGUUAUGGGGGAUUGCACCAGGGAAGACGCAUUUGGUGGAAGGCGAUUUUUUGCAGAAGCAGACCAUCAUCGACGUACUGAAAAGGGCGGACGUCGUUUUGAUCAACAACCAAGCUUUUACACCGCAACUCAACAACGAACUCAUCAAUCAUUUCUUGGAUAUGAAAGAGGGAUGCCAGAUCGUCUCUCUCAAGUCUUUCGUGCCUGUCGGUCAUAAGAUCCAGUCGCGUAAUCUCAACUCACCUAUCAACCUUUUGACUGUGAAGCAGAGACACUAUUGGUCUAAUAGCGUCAGUUGGACGGAUGUUGGGGGCACUUAUUUCAUUGCGAAGAAAGACAGUUCUCGACUCAAGGCGUUUGCGGAUAGUUUGUCCUGA